CACACAGAAUAUUUUGUAAUUAAUGUAUGUACCUCCUAUAACUGUUUGUUAAAUAAAUUACUAAAAAAACAGUGGUAGUGGGUAUUCUAUUAUCUUGUCCUAUUGACCAGUGAAGGUCCUUCUUGUUGCAACCAAAAGAAAAAAAAAAAAGAUCAUCAAAACAAACAAAUUAUUCUAUUUAUGUUGUAGAUUAGCAGUUGAGCUCUCAUUUUCUUCUAAAAAAUUUGCUGUGUAAUUUGGUACUUGUUGUUGGGUUGUUAGUGCUAAGAUUCUUUUUUACUUCAUUUGAAGCAAACCCAUCUCUUUGUUUAUCUUAAAUAUCUCUUCUUUUCAUUUCAAAGUGUAAUGGGCUUCAUUUUUUCAUUUGGGUUGAUCUUAAAUUGCUUGAAAGACAACAUUUUGAAUUGAUCUUGAAAUGGGUGUGGCUAAAAAUUUGAUCUUUUUAAGAAAGAAUUAUGGGGUUUGGUUUAGAAUUGUGUUUUAUUUAUGGUUUUUCUUUGGAGGAUUUUGCAAAGUAAAGGGAGUAAGGCCUCUUAGAGAAAGAUAUCGUUCUUGGGGUGAUGAGCAGUGGCUUUCUGCAAGGAAGGAUGAGAAUGAAUUGGGUCCAUUUUCUGCUUGGAAUAUAACAGGAACGUUCAGAGGGUCUUGGAGGUUCCUAGAUUCAAAGAAUAGCUCUUCCCUUUUUCCUGAUUUUAAGAAAUCCGAUGGAAACUCUGUCCUGGAAUUGAUUAGUACUCCUACAAAAAUAACUGGUGUACAUUAUGUUCAGGGUGUAAUAAUUUUCCAUGAUGUUUUUGACAAUGAACAUGGGGGUGCUCAAAUCAGAGUAGAAGGAGUAUAUGUAUGGCCAUUCAGACAACUUCGGAUGGUAGCUCACAGCAAAGAGGGUGAGAUUGGCCAGGAAGAUGAUUAUCUAUUAUCAAAUCCUUAUCAUCUGCUUGGAAUUUUCUCAUCUCAGGUCUUCCAAGAGUCUCCACGAGAUAAGAUUUGGAAACGGAAACACUCACCUAUGUAUGAGAUGGAGAAACAUUGUAAUGUUGAAAUUGCAGCACAGGUUUCUCGAGUGUCAUCUUCCACUAACGAUGGAGAUCAUGAUCAUUAUCAUCUAGAAGGAUUGAUGGAGAGCCCUUCAGUGGAUGAUGACGGAGACUGUUUCUCCCCGAUCCUAUUGAAUGCUACUUCUAUCAAUAUAGAGGUUUACUACAACAAAGCAGUUAACUAUACGUUGAUGGUCACCUUUGUUUCUUUUCUUCAAGUGCUCCUGCUCAUUCGGCAAAUGGAACAUAGCAAUACCCAAUCAGGAGCUGCAAAAGUUUCAAUUUUGAUGAUCGGACAACAGGGAAUAAUUGAUGCUUAUCUUUGUCUUCUACAUCUGACUGCAGGCAUACUUGUUGAAUCGCUGUUCAAUGCUUUUGCAACCGCUGCAUUUUUCAAGUUUGUUGUCUUCUCAAUAUUUGAGAUGAGAUAUCUUCUCGCUAUAUGGAAGGCAAAUAGACCUAUGAAUACUGGAGAGGGUUGGGAAGCAAUGAGGCGCGAACUGUCAGUUCUGUACAGCCGUUUCUAUGGGAUCCUUUUAGGUGGAAUUUUAAUCAUGUAUGAGUUCCAUAAGUUUCUGCGACCUCUUCUUCUCCUUUUACACUCUUUUUGGAUACCUCAAAUUGUAACUAACGUUAUUCGUGACUCGAGAAAACCAUUGCACCCUCAUUACAUCUUGGGAAUGACUGUUACUCGGCUAGCAAUUCCACUAUAUGUCUUUGGUUGUCCUCACAAUUUUAUGCGCAUAGAGCCUGACAAAAUUUGGUGCAUCUGCUUGGGAAUCUUCAUGGCAGUGCAGGCAUUAGUUCUUCUUUUGCAGCACUAUCUUGGAUCUCGGUGGUUCAUUCCCCGACAGAUUUUACCGGAAAAAUAUAGUUAUUACAGAAGAUUUGACCAGAAUGGAAAUCAUGCAACUGACUGUGUCAUUUGCAUGACUGCUAUUGAACUCACUCUUCGUUCAAAUAAUUGCAUGGUGACGCCUUGUGAUCAUUUCUUUCAUUCGGGUUGUUUGCAAAGAUGGAUGGACAUAAAGAUGGAGUGCCCAACAUGUCGACGUCCUCUUCCUCCUGCCUGAUUUUUUUUUGCCGAAUUCCUGUUGAUACAGAGCAACUGACAUCACCAACCUGUCAAAUGAGGUUGGCGGAGGAGUGGAUCGGAGCAUUCUUGAGGAGUCUUCAGUAGGUUUUUAAAAAAUUAACAAAGAUUCACCAGAUUGCCUUGUGCAGUUCUUGUGAUGUACAUUAUGGUCAUGUAGUUUUUGUUCAAGGUGGUAACUUUCUUGUUCUCUUCUUCUCUUUCCUUACAUUUUCUUGAGAUAUUGGGGGGGAAAGUAAGUUGUAAAUUCCAAGUUGAGAAUUGUAGUCUUAUAAUCAGCACCCUUUGAAUAGGUGAACUACAGGUAGAUAGCAGUAAUGAUUUUUUCACAGGAACAGCAAUGUGAUGUGUGUACAGUGCAGAUUUUCUUGUACUCAAUACUAUGGUUCCUCGUACAGAAAUUGUAUUAAUUGUCAAAUAAGUGAUGGAAUUGUAAACUAAAUUCAAGUCUUGGUCAAAAGUGACCUAUAAAUUAUGAUGUGGGAUACUGUGA
Molecule: messenger RNA, 2623 nt
Organism: Lycium barbarum (goji berry)
Lineage: Eukaryota; Viridiplantae; Streptophyta; Magnoliopsida; Solanales; Solanaceae
Product: transmembrane E3 ubiquitin-protein ligase FLY2
Exons: 15
Coding region: 416-2110 (564 amino acids)
Molecular function (GO): zinc ion binding
Source: RefSeq, a predicted model, not a curated record